Cyphellophora attinorum is the source of this 975-nucleotide messenger RNA. RefSeq lists its product as uncharacterized. Gene Ontology annotation, cellular component: THO complex part of transcription export complex. Lineage: Eukaryota; Fungi; Ascomycota; Eurotiomycetes; Chaetothyriales; Cyphellophoraceae. Gene Ontology annotation, biological process: mRNA processing. The transcript has a single exon. The record is from RefSeq and is a predicted model, not a curated record. Bases 1 to 975 code for a protein of 324 amino acids.
AUGGCGGCAUUCACCCUCCUCGACCCAGCCGAAGAGGACAAGCUCCACGCGACACGCCUCCUCCCCAUCGAAUACCGCGCCUUCACACGCCUGACCGGCAAGCUUCUCGGUCCCAAAACACCAUAUCAAGAAUUCCUCCGCCUACGUGCGCCCACCACCAUAGAAGAUAACAACACCAACGCAGACGAGACCGGCGAGCCAGAAGUCCUCACCGAAACCACCACCACCACCACCACAACACCCAGCAACCGAGAAUCCAUAUCCCAAAUCCUCUCCACCCUCCCCAAACACCGCGCAACCCUCCUCAACGAAUUCUCCCUCUUCACCCGCUCCACAAUCCAACGCAUCCACCUCCUCCACUCAGCCAACACCACCGAGCGCGCCCGCUACCAUUCCGAAACGCUCGCCAUCAGCGACAAAGCCGACAGUGUUCGCUCCGAGAUCUCCCAUUUGCGCACACAGCUCGAAACAGCGCAGCAGACGUUGGCGAAGCGGAAAGAGUGGGAUGUCCUAGCGGAUAAAGUCACCGGGGAUAGGAGGUUAAGGGAACGAGGAGAACAGCAUGUGGGGAUAGAGCGGUUGAAGGGGGAGAUUGAGGAGUUGGAGCGGGAAGGUGGAGAGUUGGGGACGGUGUGGGCGGAGCGGCGGAGUCAGUUGGAUGUUGUGGUUGGGGAGGCGAUGCGGUUGAGGCGGCAGAUUCGGGGUGAGAAGGAGCCUGGGGCGGAGGGUGAGGCCGAGGAGGAUGGAGAAGAUGAGGUGGAUGACGAUGGCGGUAUGCCGCGGAGCAACAUCGGGACCCCUAGGCCCGGUGAGGAUGACAAUGGCGGAGCAACGCCUUUGCCGGAGGUGGGGAGGAGUAAUGUCGGCACGCCGAUGAUGGGAACACCACGGAUGGGUGCUGGCGGCAGCGGAGCAUUACUCGAAGUACCCGAGAUGAGUGUGCUGCCUCCGGCUGAUGAGAUGGACACAUCGUGA